Molecule: messenger RNA, 1245 nt
Organism: Penicillium angulare
Lineage: Eukaryota; Fungi; Ascomycota; Eurotiomycetes; Eurotiales; Aspergillaceae
Exons: 2
Coding region: 1-1245 (414 amino acids)
Biological process (GO): adenylate cyclase-activating G protein-coupled receptor signaling pathway
Cellular component (GO): plasma membrane
Molecular function (GO): G protein-coupled receptor activity
Source: RefSeq, a predicted model, not a curated record
AUGACAACGUUAAUGUCAAGUUUGGCUGUUCAAUGGCUCCUUCCCGACAACUCGGCCAAUGACAGUUUUACAUUGCAAAGACGCACCGACGACUCGCCUAAGACCGUGGCUGCGAACUCGCCUAACUCCGCGGCUGGCUCUUGGAUCAUCGAUCCGUUACCUCCCCUCCAGCGCCGUGGUUUAAUUGCUAUUGCAGUAUUAGCUUCCAUUUCCCUCGUUUCUACAUUUUCUCUUUUGUGCUUUUUUACCUAUCGUUUCAUUUUCUGGAAGAAGUACUACAGGCGAUAUAUCGGAUACAACCAGUAUGUUGUGUUGAUGUAUAAUCUGGCCCUGGCCGAUUUUAUUCAAUCCAUCGCUUUCAUUGUCAGUAUUCGGUGGAUCACUGGCAACUCCAUUCAUGCGGAGGAUCCAGCAUGUUUUUUACAGGGUAUCUGGCUCCAGAUUGGCGACCCCAUGAGUGGAAUGUUUGUUCUGGCAAUUGCAUUACACACGUUUAUGCAUGUUAGCUUGGGACGUCAAAUAAGUCACCGUGUAUUUGUUUCGGUUGUUGUUGGUCUCUGGGUUUUUGGUGUGAUCUUGGUCGUGAUCCCCAUAGGAAUCCACGGUCGAUAUGUGUGGAUGCCGUCCGUGGCAUGGUGCUGGAUGACAACGGAGCACCCAACCCUUCGACUCUUUACGCAUUACUUCUGGAUCUUCUUUGUUCAAUUUUUGAGUGUCCUACUCUACGCGAUUAUGUUUGUUCAGCUUCGACGCAAAAUUGCUCAAUCUAAGAUUCUGGGAGCAAGUUAUACGGAAAGCUUAAAGCGUCUCAACCGCGUUGUGUCUUACAUGGUACUCUACCCCAUUGUAUACAUCACAUUGACUUUACCGUUGUCUGCUGGUCGAAUGGCAUCCGUCAGCGGUAAAUCACCAAGUGUGACCUAUUUCUGCGUUGCCGGUGCACUUAUGACUCUGUCUGGGUUUUGUGACGUGCUCCAGUACACUCUGACACGGAAAAGUGUUGUAUUGGAGUCGGAGACCAGAUCAAAGGAUGUCUCUCGUGACAAGAAAUACCAAGGCUAUGGUAACAUUUAUUCUAAUAAAUCCGACGCCGAUGACAAGGGCCCAUACACCACUGUCUGUGCUGCGAGGGGUGGCAAUAGCUCCACCGAAGCAAUUGUUCACCAGCAAGAUGUCGAACUCACCACUGUCGACCAGGUGUACCAACAGACAACAAUCACGGUGACUCAUGAGCCGGCUUAUUAG